Messenger RNA from Serpula lacrymans var. lacrymans S7.9, 855 nucleotides. RefSeq lists its product as uncharacterized. The record is from RefSeq and is a predicted model, not a curated record. The coding region runs from base 1 to 855 and encodes 284 amino acids. NCBI's taxonomy places the organism in Eukaryota, Fungi, Basidiomycota, Agaricomycetes, Boletales, Serpulaceae. The transcript is spliced from 4 exons.
AUGUCGACACUGGUGCUGCUUCUCUGCUCCUCUGUUGCCUUGGCGGCCCUUUCUCCUCUUAGACCAGGUCCUGGAGAGAUAUAUCGAGCUGGCUCAUCAUGUUUGAUUGCCUGGGGUGCGGACAAAACCAAAACAUGGAAGAAUGUCACCAUCACUUUGAUGUCUGGUUCGAAUUUGAACAUGACAUCCGUGAUUCCAGUUGUCACUGGACUUGACGGCACUGAUGCUACCCUUUCGCCUUUCAAUUGGACUUGUCCGGGUGUCUCUCCAUACGCUGACGUUUAUUUCUAUCAAUUUACAAACGGAGACGACGUGGCAGAUUCGGCGUGGACAACACGGUUUACGAUCGCAUCCCCUUCUGGAGACACCACAAGCCCGCAAUUCUCAACGCAACCAGAUGGACAGGACGUUCCCUGGGGAUAUGGCCGCUUCAGGUCUGCCACUGCUGUCAACACCACUGCUGUCAACAACCUAUCAGCAACGAAUGAGGAUAAUGUCAGCGCAUCUUUCAUACGUGCCACACCUACCGCUGGGACCAAAGAAUGGACAAACAUAAAUUACAAUUGUGCGAAGACCAAUUGCUUUGGGCAGAGACCACCGGUAGCGUCCAGGCGACAAUUAGAUGGGGACGACGACACCACUUCUGAUGACAGCGAAUCAGAUGACUCGUCGAACAGUAAUGGCGUGACGCCGACUCCUAGGCCGCCCGCACAAGAAUUGCCCAACUCGACUGCGACUAGUGUGCCGAUGUACGCUCUAAAUCCAAAAAUGAUGUCAACAAAUAAUGGGAUCAAGCUGCAGGCUCAUCUUGGGACAUGUCUUUUCGCGCUAUUAAACAUGUUUUUAUUGUUGUAG